This is a messenger RNA of Lycium ferocissimum, 1349 nucleotides long. RefSeq names its product methylsterol monooxygenase 2-2. Gene Ontology annotation, biological process: sterol biosynthetic process; 4-alpha-methyl-delta7-sterol oxidation. The transcript has 7 exons. Gene Ontology annotation, molecular function: C-4 methylsterol oxidase activity; iron ion binding. Lineage: Eukaryota; Viridiplantae; Streptophyta; Magnoliopsida; Solanales; Solanaceae. Bases 201 to 1010 code for a protein of 269 amino acids. The record is from RefSeq and is a predicted model, not a curated record.
UGUGUGGGGAAGCCAAGUAGGAUGAGGGUAGCAGCGCGUGCAUGUAAAGUACAAAAAGUAGGCAGGCACAUGUGUUUGUCAGCACAGAUUCCCUCCCACUUGACAGUCUGCCUAUCUCAUCUCUUUAGUGCGCCUCUUCAAACACCUCUCUCUCGUAGUUUCUAGUUCCACCACCUCCACUCUCUCUCGGGUGUUUGACCAUGGCUUCCCUGAUUGAAUCUGCUUGGACGUAUCUGGUUACAAAUUUCAAUGACUUUCAAUUGGCUUGUCUUGGAAGUUUCUUUCUUCAUGAAAGUGUUUUCUUCUUGUCUGGACUUCCUUUCAUUCUUCUCGAAAGGGCAGGAUGGUUGAGCAAAUACAAAAUUCAGACAAAAAAUAAUACCCCAGCAGCUCAGGAGAAAUGUAUCACUCGCCUGUUGCUGUAUCAUUGUUGUGUUAAUCUCCCACUUAUGAUGGCAUCCUAUCCCGUCUUUAAGUUAAUGGGGAUGCGAAGUACUCUCCCGUUGCCAUCCUGGAAAGUGAUCUCCACGCAAGUAUUUUUCUACUUUAUCCUGGAGGAUUUUGUAUUCUAUUGGGGACACAGGAUCUUACAUACUAAAUGGCUCUAUAAGCAUGUCCACAGCGUCCAUCACGAGUAUGCAACACCAUUUGGAUUGACUUCUGAAUAUGCUCACCCUGCUGAAAUUCUCUUCCUGGGAUUUGCUACAAUAGUGGGUCCAGCCAUCACUGGGCCCCAUUUGAUAACAUUAUGGUUGUGGAUGGUACUUAGGGUCCUUGAGACAGUUGAAGCACAUUGUGGUUACCAUUUCCCCUGGAGCCUCUCAAACUUCUUGCCAUUAUAUGGGGGGGCUGAUUUUCAUGACUAUCAUCACCGAUUGCUCUAUACAAAGUCUGGAAACUAUUCCUCAACAUUUGUUUACAUGGACUGGUUAUUUGGUACUGACAAGGGUUACAGAAGAUUGAAGGAGCUGAAGAGUGAUGCAUGUGAAACUGAGGGAAAAGAAAUGUAGAGUGAUAAGGGUAUGUUUUGGCUGGCAUCAGAAGAUGGAUUUCUGGCUCAAGAGCAUAUAGGUAAAGGUUUCUGUUGUUGAACCUCGAUCUUAUGCUUGUGUUAAAUGUAGUUUUGACUCAAUGUCGUGUAUUCUGUAGUAUCAGUUAGAUCUUAGAAGCAUGUCUUGGAGAAUUUUCUCCUUGCAAACGUGUCCGCCUUCUAUUGGCCCUUUAGAUAAUUCAAGUUCCAUUCUUUACCAUGUUUGAGAUGCUACUUCUCAUUGAUGGACCUAUUUUGUUGAGACCAACUUAAUCUGAAUUUUUGAUCUCUAAUACAAUGCCCGCAAUUUGUCAAUGAA